Molecule: messenger RNA, 3144 nt
Organism: Desarmillaria tabescens
Lineage: Eukaryota; Fungi; Basidiomycota; Agaricomycetes; Agaricales; Physalacriaceae
Product: growth factor receptor domain-containing protein
Exons: 6
Coding region: 317-2905 (862 amino acids)
Source: RefSeq, a predicted model, not a curated record
CUCUGAUAGUAGCUGGUAGUACACCCAGUGUAUUGGUACAUUUGUCGUCUGCAAUUCUACAUAGUGGGUACAUGAUAUGUAUCUGCUUCUGGAUAUUUUAUUCAGUCCAAUCCAAGUCUAAUCAGACAAGACGCGCUUGAUGGGCAAACAAACUACAACAACGAGCUUAUUGUUCUCGACGACGUGCUACCCCCCGAAAAAGAACAAUGACCGUCUGCACCAAGGAAACCACGGCCGCCAAAGGGCCACCUUUUUGUGAAUCCAUACGGCAUGACCAUUCCUUCUUCUUUUGCAUACCACCACGUUCGCCAAGGCCAUGACAAGCCUACUGAUUUUUUCUGUCUUCCUAUUCGUCGCGUCUGUUGUCGCAUCUUCAUCUUCAUCUGUAGUCUGCAUUGCAGGGCAAUGCCUGCAAGGUUCCUCCAAUACGACUCUGGGUGUCAUUCUAUCGUCGUCAGAUGAAUCCACUGCCGUUCUUCUUCUCCCUGGCCAGUAUGCAUCAACGACAAACCCCCAACUUCUCCACAACAUGCUGACGUCGAAGUCGGCAUCUCUAUCACCCUCGCCCGGCUUCAACUCGUCGGGAUCCAUCGAUCUUCCACUGGACCUCGCUCUAGAAACAGGCAUGGCCAUUUAUUCCGGAUCUCUGUACUCUGGUACCGCAGCUUUCACAUCGCUACCAUCUUCUCCGGCAUCCAAUUCAUCGACGACUCUAUCAGCUGCAUCCCUCGCACUUUCAUCCAUUGUUUGGGCGGCAGUUGACAUUGGGAACGAGCGUGUCAUACUCUGGGAAUCCAUUCCAGAUGUUGGUCAAUUACCGCUCUCAGGAUCACUUUCCCUUCUCGACCUGCAAUCUUCUGCCUGCUCCCCAUCGUGUUCAAGUUCGGGUGUAUGUUCUGCUUCUGGGACAUGCACUUGCCCCAAGGGGUUCACAGGCGAGUCUUGUGAAUCUUGCGCAUCUGGUUUCUACGGUCCUGAGUGCCAGGCAUGUCCUUCUGGUUGCUCCAAAUGCGACGAAGGUAUUUCGGGGACUGGACGCUGCUUGGUUGUCGAAGUUUCAAAUGCGCCAGAGAACUGUAAUUGUAUAAACGGCGAAUGCGGUUCUAACGGUCAGUGUACGUGUAACACCGGCUGGACCACGGCAAGCAAUGGAACGGCAUGUGCAAAGUGCUCUGAUGGAUUCUAUUUGACGUCUACUGGUGAUUGUAAAGUUUGCGAAUUGGGUUGUACAUCAUGUGCCGAUUCCACAGGAACUUGUUUUACCUGCAAGACCGGUUUUACUCAGGAUGCGAACGAUAAAACAAAGUGCGAUGCUGUAGAAUCUAAAACAUCGUCCGGCACUGUAUGCCCUGAUGGUAGCUUUAGUAAUAAUGGGACAAAUUGCACUACCUGUUCUUCGGCGUGUUCGACCUGUAAUGGAGCCACGUCGAACGACUGUAUCCUCUGUGCAACCGAGUCAUAUGCGUUUAACGGCAGCUGCGUUUCGACCGACAGCAAAGGAGUCUGCGAAGGCACAAGCCUCAUUGCUGACAAUAAUAAGCAUGCUUGUGAUACAUGCGGAGCCAAGUGUACUUCCUGCGAGAUAUCGAAUUUUAGUGUUGCUUCGACCGUUGACGAACUAAAGUGCACCGCUUGUCUUCCGGGCUCUUUCCUUUCCGAUGGGCAAUGUGUGGACAGCUGCCCGACCGGUACUUUUGUUUCUCCCAAGGAUAAUGUCACCUGUACUAGUUGUGACUCGUCAUGCUCCACCUGUUCGGGUUCGGCAACGUUCUGCCUAACGUGUGCUAAUAGUAAGAUUGCUUCCGAUGGGAGCUGUGUUAGCUCGUGUCCAUCUGGCACAUUCUCAUCCUCCGGCUCCUGCCUCACCUGUCAUCCCGACUGUGCCACUUGUUCGGGCUCGUCGUUCAAUCAAUGUUCCUCCUGUCCAUCUGACCGCCCGGUCCUUACGAACGGACGAUGUCUUCCUACCUGUAGCAAAUCCCAAUACUUCGACAGUACCUCGUCGACGUGCAAGUCUUGCGACUCGAGCUGUUCGACUUGCUCGGGUCCCAAUUCCAGCGAGUGCCUUUCGUGUUCCAGCUCUAGUCAAUAUCUACGCUCCGGUACUUGCGUUGAUGCGAAGUGUACGAACUCUACUAGCGUCAUAUCCGGGCUCGGGGUAUGCCUAUCAGAGCUUGUACUCAUUCAAACUUCGACAACAAGCUCGGACGGUCCUGUACCUUCCAUCACCGGCGUUUCAGAUCCGACUGUGAUACAAAGCAACAGUAAUAAGCUGGCAUGGUGGCAAAUCUUGCUUAUGACAUUAGGCUGCGCAUUCAUAUUCCUGCUCUUUAUCAUGUGUUGGCGCCAAAGAGCCCGUAAACAGCGGGCCAAACGCACCGCCAUGUUCGCUACCGCAAAACGGCUAGAUCACAAUCCGAGUUGGCGCUGGCGGCUGGUUCGAUUCGGGGAAAAGCUGUUUGGGCACCGGCGAAGCGAGCGAGUUCCCUACCCGCCUCCUGAAUCAGAGGAGAUGAAGUUGAUGAGGCUUAGAGCUGCGGAAGAGGCACGGCAUCACGAUGAGAUCGAGAAACUAAUCGGGUCGUACGCGUACGAAGACUCGCGUAAAGCGUUAUCUGGUCGGGACGACGCGAGUAUCGUUUCCGGUCCGUCGAUGUACUCCCAAGUCACAGGGAGGCCUAGACAAACGCCCGAUGUCCGACAGCCCGUGAAGAAGGACCAAACAGCGCGGUUCUCGGCGAGUACGUUUAACUCCACGUUGGGAUCUCGAGAUCGAGAGUUGUUGCCGCCACCCCCACGCUCUGAUGUUGAGGCUUAUGUCCAUGCUGUUCGAUCGCCUAGUAGGGGAAGUUAUUGGAUGCAGCCGAAUCCGACUGGGUCUUCACACAAUCCUUUUCGGAGAUAGCACCCUCGGAGGGGCCAUUUUAUGAUGAUUCCCCUCUCUCCACACAUUCGAUCUUUUUUUGUAUAUCCUAGCAUCUUGGUUUGAUAUCACGACUGUGAUUUUAAUGUAGCGAUAGUUGGAUAGAGCAUUUAAUAGAGUGCGUCAGUUGAUGUUCACGAGACCUUGCUGUCAAGCGGAUAUGAAACGAUGUGGGUGGUACAAGUCUUAGUAAAGGUUUGUGUGUUGACGAUCCGCGGCUG